This is a messenger RNA of Hyaena hyaena (striped hyena), 2153 nucleotides long. It is a transcript of the gene BTLA, whose product is annotated as B and T lymphocyte associated. The record is from RefSeq and is a predicted model, not a curated record. NCBI's taxonomy places the organism in Eukaryota, Metazoa, Chordata, Mammalia, Carnivora, Hyaenidae. Bases 143 to 1054 code for a protein of 303 amino acids. Gene Ontology annotation, molecular function: signaling receptor activity. Gene Ontology annotation, biological process: immune response-regulating cell surface receptor signaling pathway. The transcript has 7 exons. Gene Ontology annotation, cellular component: plasma membrane.
ACCAGAGAUGUCACAAGUCUCAAUUUCUCAUUUGGAAUCUCAAAUGGAUGUCACUGAGGUAAGUAACCUGGUCCAACCCUGAGGAAUUCAAGGAAGGAAAAGAAGUCUACUGGUGGUUUCCCAUCCCUGAUAUGCACAGGAAAUGAAGAGAUCGCCUGGCAUGGUUAGAACUGAGAAACUGUUCUGGGUGCUCUUCCUAAUCCCACAUCUGGGCAUCAGGAAUAUCAACGGGGAAAGAACAUGUAGAGAACAACUGUAUGUAAAGAGAUAUUCCAGCCACACUGUGCCAGCAGGGAGUUCAUUUGAACUGGAGUGCCCUGUGAAAUACUGUACUAAGAAACCUCAUGUGACCUGGUGCAAGCUCGAAGGAAAAAAUUGUUUACUUCUUGGAUAUAAACUUCUGGGAUACAUGAAUUGGAAAGAAAAUGAGAGUAUUUCAAUUUUUGUUCUUCAUUUCAAUCGCAUCCUGGCUCAUGACACCGGUUCAUACCGCUGUUCUGCGACUUUUACAUCUGGAGUUAUUGAAAGCCAUUCAAUAAUCAUUAAUGUAACAGAACGGACUCAAAAUAAUUCAGAAUACCCUCUAAUAAAUGCAACUGGUGCCUCAGGACCACCCUCUCUGGAAGUGAUGGAGGACAAACAAUGGAUGCUUUAUAGUUUGCUUUCUUUGGGGGCAUUGCCUCUGUUUGUUACUUGUUUGUACCUAUUCUUCUGCCUGAGAAGGCACCAAGCAGGAAGAAAGGAGCCUUCUGACAUAGCAAGAAGGGAAAUUAACCUGGUUGAUAUUCCCCAACCCUUUCAGAGUGAGGAAACUGAUGUGGGAAUCAGGCAAAAUCCCCAAACACUGCUAUCAGAAACUGGUCCUUAUGAUAAUGACCCCUGGUUCAAGGUCCAAGAAGAGUCUGAAGUUUAUUCUAACCCAUGCCUGGAGGAAAACAAACAGGGCAUUGUUUAUGCUUCCUUGAACCAUUCUGUCAUUGGAAUAAACCCAAGACAAGCAAGGAAUGUGAAAGAAGCACCUACAGAAUACGCAGCCAUAUGUGUGAGGAGUUAAAUUGGAUCUUGAUCUCCAACCAGUGAUCACUGAAUGAUCUGCAUGUCCACACAUUUACUGAGCCCAACAAAAGGUCAAAAAAUAUUCCUUGACCUGAGAAGCUUCACUUUAAGGAGUUUCAUGUUGGUGCUUGGGUCUUAAGGGACCAUAGGACAAAUGACUAAAAUUUCUCCCCCAAAUUCUGAGGGAACUUUUUAUAUGAUACCCUUGAACAACAACACAAAAACCCUUCCCUCCAAAACUAAGUGAUAUUAUGAAUAGCAGAGUGGUAGAACACUUAAACUUAGCCACAUUUUACCAAUGUACAAAGUUAAUAUAUUUUUUGGAGGAUAAGAGACACAUGUAAGUAAGAGAGAUUUGUGUUACCUGGAUCACUUCACUACACUUUCUUGACAAAGAAAGGAUGUCCCAAUUUGACUAACUAACCAUCAACCCAAUAAUGAUAGUAUGUUUAUUUCUGGUCAUUCUUCUGUGAUGAGAAAUAUUCCUCUGUCCAUCUAACACUGGGUUUUGUUUUUUUUUAAAUGUAAAGAAGAAGUAAUUUUAGACUUGAUAUAAGAAAAUAAUGGAAAACAUAAAUGGCUCAGUGAAGAUGUGGACUAUACCAACUGCUGCAGAGCAGACGCUCCCUGUACCAGGCAUGCAAAUGGUUUUAUCUACCCUAUUACAUUGCUGAGCAAAUAUAGGUCGUAAUGGAGCAAUUAAUGUGCGGUGCAUUUAUAAACAAAGUUGUGACUCAGUGGCUGGGUCACAUGGACUAAUGUAUAUGAAUGUGAUAUAAUGCUGCUGAAUUAAUAUACUUGUGGGUUUUUAAAUAAACAUAAAAGUAAUUAUCAUUAAGCAAGUGCAGAUUGAUGACUUAAACUGCUUCAUAGUUGAUCUGAUAGCAAAUGAAAAGCACAGUUCAUGGAAGGGAGAAGAGUCUUAAUAUUCAUUUGGCCAGCCCAGGUUACCAUACAUUCAUCAACCACAUCUGUAUCUUGCCAUUCUUCUUACUCCUUUCUCAGGAAAUCAGGGCAAGCCAUCCAGAGUGAAGUGGUGCAGCUUCAUAACAAUUCAUUUAAAAAUAUUGUAGUUGUGGAGCGCCUGGGUGGCUCAG